Molecule: messenger RNA, 3214 nt
Organism: Aspergillus pseudonomiae
Lineage: Eukaryota; Fungi; Ascomycota; Eurotiomycetes; Eurotiales; Aspergillaceae
Product: transcription factor domain-containing protein
Exons: 4
Coding region: 379-2808 (809 amino acids)
Biological process (GO): regulation of DNA-templated transcription; DNA-templated transcription
Molecular function (GO): DNA binding; zinc ion binding; DNA-binding transcription factor activity, RNA polymerase II-specific
Source: RefSeq, a predicted model, not a curated record
UUCACUUCAAUCAUUGGUAACUUGACACGCUGGACUAGUGUCAUAACCAUAUAUACAAAGGAGAAGCCUCGAGCUUCCCAUUACCAUCCGGCUUGGGUGGAUUCGGGGGUUGCUCCAUCUUUUCUUGUCUUUUGUUUCUCUUCUUUGUUUUCUUGUUUCUUGUCUCCGCUCUAUUGAGAAAAUUUGAACACAAGGGGAUAAAGAAAAGAAAGAAAAGGAAAGAGAGAGGGAGCCAUAAAAAAAAUAAGUUAAGGUUGCACGUGUCGGGAUUUGUUGGGUUGUCACUCCUUUCCACUCGGAAUCAUUUCGCCCUUCGCCAUACUUCACCCAUUAGUAUUUCUUGUUCUCCCUCUAUGAGUUGGCGUUCGGUGGCUCGAGAUGCAGACGCAGUAUUUCCGUUCGCCGAAUAGCCAAGGGCAACCGGGCGUUUCCUAUGAGUUGCCGCCGGUGCAAUCGGUAACAUCUCCCUCAGGUCCUUUUCCACAGGCUGGCCCUCCACCUACUCUUCUUUCCGCUCCGCCGAGUAGACCCGCCAGCGGAUUGAGAAUGGCUCAUCUUUUGCAACCCCUGCCGCACCAGAUGGCAAACCCUCCCCCGCCUCCCCCUCCUUCAUCAUACUCACGAUCCUAUGAAUCAAGCGGCUCGCCGGCCGAAGGCGCCUCUAUUCUUCCGGAUGCGCCACCACUCAAUGGUUCGGCCCCAGGGUCGUCGGGGCUUCUUCCUCAGCCCAGUGGUGCCGGGCAGCAGCAGCAAAUGCAGCAGCCGCUACAACAAAAGAGAGCCUAUCGUCAGAGGAGGAAAGACCCUAGUUGUGAUGCAUGUCGUGAGCGCAAAGUCAAGUGUGACGCUUCGGAGUCGUCUAGUUGUACAGAAUGUACAAAUCGCAAAGUGCGAUGCCAGUUCACGAAGGAAACUAACAGGCGCAUGUCGUCUAUCAAGCAAGUACAGGACUUAGAGAAACAGCUUCUGUCGACCAAGCAGCAACUACAACAACUGCGAUCGGGCAUGUUAAGGCCGGACAACCUGAUUGAUCUCGAUGUUGAUGGAAUCGGACAGUCUCAAUUGAAGCUCCCUGACAUUGGGUAUCGGCCACCGCGCCAGCCAAGAGCUCCGGUAUCACAGGACCUAACCGAAGCUCGAGCCAAUCUGCGAAAGUAUGGAAGAGGAAUUCUAAAAGUACCAACUCCGUAUCGCCAGCCGGGUCCGAAAUCGCUCCUGACGUCCGACCCUCCGCCGCUUCCCCCGAAGGAGGUUGCAGACCGUCUCCUCAUGCAAUACUAUGAAUGUAUUCAUUCGGUUCUGCCAGUAGUUCAUUGGCCUAGCUUCGUGGCGGAGUAUGAAAAGGUUUACCAAACUGGUUCCCUUCUGGGCCUACCUCGAGAAUGGGCGGCCGUUCUGUUUGGUAUCUUCGCUUGUGGUUCACUUCACACACUGGAAAAGACUAGGGAAAACGACGGUAAAGAAUUCAUACGAAUCUCCUGCGGGGUCAUCGAUGUCUGGAAGGACAAUUUCACCUUGGAUCAAGCCCGAGCCGCGCUUUUGGUUAGUCUUUUUCUUUACGAGGUCAACGCAAAGUCAGCCAGCUGGGUAUGGAUCGGAUCUGCAGUGAGGGUUGCACAGGAGAUAGGACUGCAUAUUGAGUCGGGGCCGUGGUCAGCCCUCGAAGGGGAAAUGCGCAAGCGGGUAUGGUGGGGGGUGUAUGCCUGGGACAGGCUUCUCGCCCUGGAAAUGGGAAAACCAGUCCUCAUCAACGAUCAAGAUUGCGAUGUUGAUCUUCCUUGUCCAGUCGACGAACGGGGUAUUUCAGAAGGUGGCAUUGUGGCGGAAGGCCAACAGACUACUCCACUCCUGGCCACUAUACAUGUCGUUCGGUCAAUUGGUCAAUUGGUCCGGACGUUGAGAAGCUCCACGAUCAGCCCGGCAACCCUGGAAAUAUUCGAGCGACAUUUUCAAACUUGUCAGGCCACGUUUCCCCCGCAGUACCAUCCGAAGUCCGACCAAUACCUCGACCCCCGCUCUAUCCUCCCACUCAUCUACCUGCAAAACGCCCGUCUCAUCCUCUAUCGUCAUAAUAUUUCCCCUUUCUGUGCCCCUGAGGUCCGCUCGUUGGCGCUUGAUUACUGUGUUUCAAUCUCUCAGGACACUGCUCACCUCCUUUCACGCUGCAUGCGGGCUCCUUCGGGUCCUCAUGGUUACUCUUCGCCUCCUGGGGAUGAUGACUGGCGGCCUUUGUUGGCGUCCUCUGCGGGAACUGUGCUCUGCACCCACAUCUGGCGUUGUGUGCUAGUGUUGCUAUUCCGCCAGGAAUAUGAUGCCGCACUGGUGUGCGUCCGGGCAAGUGCUGUGGUUGGAGACUCCCGAGCGGUCAAUGCGGCCUGUGGGCGGUACAUCGCAUUUUUCCUGAAGUGCCUUGUGGACCGGCUACGUCACCCCGACGGUGGGGAUCUUGAGCGAGACGAAGAAAUGUUGGCAUACGUGUCGGGCGACAUGCAAGGUACAACUGGUGGCAGCUGGGUGUGGCAAGGCAGCGAGACUGGCUCUCAGCUGGAGACAUUGACUGACUUCGGUAGUCCUGUCCCAAUGCCACACCCCAGUGCCCGAGACAAUUUGUCUACAGGGGAAGUAGAAGAUUGGGAAGGGUGGGACUGGGUUGAACAGACGGUUCAAUAUCUAAUCAGCGAGAAGCAAAAGCAACAGCAGGAGUAUAACAGAAUGGAUGUGCAGACUAGCCCUGGAGGUGAUGAGCCAGCACCUCAGCCACAGUCGGCCUCAUCUCAUUCACGCAUGACAAUCGCAAGCAUCAUCUAAUACCACGGGAUCUGUCGCUCAUAAUUUGAUACUUUGCGGCUCUCCCGCAUACCCUUGUCUCCAUAUCGAUACCCACUCUAGCGGCGUCAGCUUGUGAAAGACCAUGAAACAUCGUCAGUUCAUAUAAAGCGGGCCCUGAGGACCGGCUUAGAGCAGUCAACACUCUGCAGAUUAAAAACUUACGAGACAAACCAAGGACACAGGCGCCCAGGGCAGCGACGGCUUUCUUCGCCAGGGAGGAGGUGGACUGUAUUAUCUAUUUGUAUUAUCUGUCUAGAUGAUGGUCUGGGGUUCAGUGGAGCAUGUGAAACGAGAUAUGUCUUACGACCGAAUCUUUGAUAUCCAUACGAUACGUUUGAUUACAUUGAGCAUACCAUCAAGAUGCAUUUCUGUGUUGUAAAAUUCA